AAAACUUUAAAUUAUGUGACCUUCCAAGUUCUUGGUAGGAAAAUGAAACAGAAAUCCAGAAAUCUACCAAACUGAACUGAUAUUUUCGGAAAAUUGGUGUGUGUGUGUGUGUGUUGACAUGUUAACUAUCAAAUCUUCUUUUUUCUGAUCUCACACAGAUUGAAGUAAACAGACGACUUCUGGUUCCCGCACACAGGCGCAUACACACUCCCACACACACACAGAGAGAGAGAGAACAGUUCCUCCAGCACAAUUACAAUGUGUGCCGUCAUUCAGCCUCCUUGAUGGUUGUCAUGGAGAUGUCAUUGAUAAGCUGGAUGAAAUGAUUUUUCCUUUCUGAGUGGAACUAUUGAAAGUCCUGCUUGUCUACUUUUACCAUUAGUGAGCCUUUGCUGAAUUAGAGCCCCUUUAAUGAAAAGACAAACCGAGAAGUCAGCCUGCAGAGCCUUGACUGAUGUUGCCAGUGUCUACUUUCUCUUAGAGUGACACACACAUAAAUCAUCUCUUCAGUUGCCGCUCUACACCAGAAGAGUGAACGUCUGCAGGCGGAUACUGAUCCUGACUGACUGAAACCUGAAAUCGCUCCUACAACAUCUUGAGAAUCUUAAUCUGGGGCCAGGAGGGAUGGAGGCAAAAGUCUGCAAUCUGAGCAUAGCAGUGGAUUCAGGUAAUCCAUUGCUAAAAGCAGUUUUCCUCAGACGACUGAGGCUUACAAGGCUGCUUUUAGAGGGCGGUGCGUACAUCAAUGAGAGUGACAGCCAAGGCCAGACGCCCUUAAUGGUGGCUUGUCGGACCAAGCAUACCGACUCCCAGUGCGCCAGUCGGGUUAAGAUGAUCCAGUUUCUCCUGGAGAGAGGAGCCGAUCCAAACAUUCAGGAUAAGAAAGGACGCUCUGCGUUGAUGCAUACCUGCCGGGAUCAGGCCGGUCCCGAGGUGGUGUCUUUGCUCCUGGCCAGCGGAGCCGACAUCAGCUUAGAGGACCGGUCCGGAAUUUCGGCGUUGGUCUACGCGGUCGUGGCCGGAGACUGGAAUGUACUGAAGCUUUUGCUCGACGCAUGCAAGGCAAAGGGGAAGGAGGUGAUCAUCAUAACCACUGACAAGUUUCCAAACAGAAACCUGGCAGCCAAGCAGUACCUCAGCAUGCCUGUCGCCGAUCCCGUCGACGAGACCGAUCCGAUUACAGCAGCAGCUCCUGUGUCUCCCUCUGAAAUUCAGCUGAUCACCUCCCCGCAGUGCACGUCCUCCUCUUUAUGUCCCCCCAAGCAAGUGUUUUCCUUUAAAGAAGGACAGAUCUGCGGUGCCAGCUCCCAUCCGUGUUCGCCGUCUCGGUUUCGAGGACUUGGACAAGCGACGCCCGGCGGACUACAGCAACCUCUGCAGAGACUGAACUCUGAGCCUUGGUUAAAGAUCUCAACGUCUCUGCUUGCUGAACCACGCCAGUCAACUUUUAACCUGACUAAAGAUAUUUCCUUCACAGUCCCCAACCUGGAGAGGGACAGCAGCAAUAGCCCCAAAGGUUUCAGACAUUAUGGAAGAUUAACAAAGGAUAGAAGAAUAGAAGAUGGCAAGAUUGACUGCAGUGAACAUGAAGGAGACGUGAUUUCUUUAUCAGGUCUGCUUUCGUCCCACUCUGCCUCUCACCCCAACCUGCACUCUGAAACUCGUGGAACAGACCCAGCCGCCGGCUCUUCAGCUCUUUGUAGUGGCAGCAACCUUGGUGCGACCUUUCACGGCUUGGCCUCAUCGAGCCUUAAUCGUGUCAUACAGACACACAAGCUGAGCGCAGACAUCUACGGCUCCGACCCACAGCUAGCUGUGGAUCUUCAAAGUCUCUCUGAAGAACAGAGAGACAAAGCCCCGUUAGAUGGCAAGAAACUGGCGCCGCUGCGUUGCUCGACCACGAUGGGUUCCAGAGACUCCCUGAAAGGCUACAGCAAGAGAGGGUUCUCUUUGUAUGAGCGCAGGGGCUCCGGGACGUUCCUGCUGGACCACAACCAUCAGGCCAGGCCUAGAUCUCUGCCACCGCUGACCAAAAACCCCAAUGUCAACGUUGCUAUUAACGGUUUGGGCAAUGGAAGCGGUUUCUCCGAAAAAGAGCUCGGUCAGAAGGGUUUCCUGCCCUGCGCCCCGCCUGGACAACCGAAGGAACUGACCCGGAGGAUGCUGUUGAGGAGACACUCGAUGCAGACCGAACAGUUCAAAAGCUCGGUCUGAAAAUGAGGCGACAGAGACGGGGAGUAUUCACUGUGUUCAAGGCGGCUUCUGUUGUGAAAUCAUUGUGAAUUUUGUUAUGAAAAGUAAAAAAUAAAACAGACACACCCUGGGCUUGACAAAGAAAACAGACAACACAGUACAGUGCUGUGAAAGAGUAUUAAUCCCCCUAAAGAUUUUUGCUUUUUUUUUUGCUUUUUUGGUAAACUUAAAUGUUGCAGAUGGCAAGACAAACAUAUCUAGACCAAAUAUGAUGAGCAAUUUCCAAUUACUCAGUUUUAUUAGUGGAAAUAAGGUAGCCAAACCAACCCUCUAAUGCAAAACCUGGUUGUCCCACCCUAAUGAGCAACAACUCAUAAGGGUGAGAUAAGAGAUUAAAUGUUUGCAAUCACCGAGUCAAUGAGAAAAUCCUGAAGAGGAUAAUUGAUUCUGGAACUUAAUCAUUUUGUGUUAUGCAUCGUCACUUGUCGAUAAAGAAGGCUUGUACAUUGGUCAGCUUUUUAAACCACUGAAAACACAUUUUUACUCUGGUUUUAAGUUUUAGUGAUGCUUUAGCGUUAUGAUAUAGUCUUCAUAUGUUUGUUGUCAUGACCCCAAUUUUUUUUAAUCCUAUUUUAAUUUACCUCCAUUUUAUCUCAUCCCUCUUUGUUUUCUUAUUUCAUAUUAAUUUCUCAUUUCUUACUUUGAUUAUUUGCUUGUUUCAACUUGUAUAAUCGUUUGACAAGAGAAGGAUGCAAAUCACAGCACCAAGUCUUCGUUUGUAUGGGAAGCAUUGCUGGUCAAAAUAAUUGAUAAUUGUUGCUAACAAGAGUGGCAAAAGGUGCAGAUCUACCUAAGACCCAGGCUGGUUUGGACGGCUUCUUCAUACUUGAAAACUUGUUUUUGAAUCCAGUUCUUCUUCACAGCACUGUACCUCAGUGACAGUCCAAUGCCAGGAUAUACUAUGUUGUUUGUUGUUUCAGGUUCUAUCCACACUAUCCCAGAUCCCAAGUAUGUUGUAAAAAUUACGGUUUGUGCUCUCUGUGUACCUCUCAUCCACAUCUAGAUAGAUUUUGGGGGAUAACUUUAAAAAAAAAAAAUAGUCUACCAAUGUAGAGGUUUUGGAAAUGGUAAAAUAUCAGCCUAAUUGAUUAUCACUCACCAUCUGUGCUUAAAAAAAAAAAAAAGCAGGGAGUCUUUUGUAGAGACUUUCCCAAUGUUUCUCACUUCUGUAUUGUUUCCAUGAAACUUUCAAGCAUGAACUGAAAGGUUUAAACUUUGUGUUGUCUGUAAUAACUAAUGUCGUAUCACUGUGAGCUUGAUGGAAAGUAAAUAAAUCCUCAGAGUGGAGGGAGUUCCCAGUUAGGCAGGUUUAGUAGACUUUACUAUUUAAAAAUCUGCUUUUUUUCCCUUUUAAACCAAACAAUUUGAACAUAUAGGUUGCUCCUGUCUUGAUGUCCAACAACAAGUGAAGGAAGGAAUAAUGUUGUUUUCUUCUCUGCUCUUGUAUAAAAGACUUUAUCACAACUUUCCAAUGAAGAGACAACGCAGGAUCAAAGCCUGAAUUCAGGCCUGUAUUUAAAGUUUUACCUUCAAAAGUUACAAAAGCAGACACUUAGAGAAACAUUGAUGACGAUGUGUGCAGGAUUAGAAAAUGAAUAGCAGUUAUGCCCCGUUGUGAUAAUAAUGACCGAUGAAUUACGAGGCACCAAUUUACACUGGAUAUUAAUACAAAUGCUAUAAAAUGUCUGAAUAAUGUUGCUGUAAAAAAAAAAAAA
Molecule: messenger RNA, 3968 nt
Organism: Poecilia reticulata (guppy)
Lineage: Eukaryota; Metazoa; Chordata; Actinopteri; Cyprinodontiformes; Poeciliidae
Source: RefSeq, a predicted model, not a curated record